AUGGUGCCCACCUCAAACGAUCUCCUAAAGCUUCUCAAAUCUUUCAGCGAGGCCCUGAAGUACUGGAGGACUAGUCUAGCCACAUCUGAGGUCACACUGGCCCAAACUGCUCGUCUAGAAAAACCACUCGAAGAACUCGAAAAAUUGGCUAAAUUGAUUAAAGCCCAUGUAACGAAAGUUGGCAUUGUGUUCAAGCCCGAGAACUUGCGGCUGGUAGAUGCUGCCUACAAGACUGUGGAGCAAUUGUCGGAAACGGUGGUGUUGACAGUAACUGUUGUUGCCCAGUUGAGUCCCGUCGAAAUUAGCGACAUCUAUCAUUCAGAAAUUCUUGGCUUGGUGAAGUCUCUUCUCUCCACCACAGACACGUUUGCUGAGGAGCUCUCGUUGCUAGUAGAAGAGCAAGAAAGUACGAGUACGGAAACCUCAGAUUCAAAAAUUGACCAAAGACUUGUUUCAGUGGGUCGUCUUUGGGAACACUGCGAUGAGCUCAUUGAUUUAAUCAAAACAGGCAAAUUAGGUCUUCUCAACCGUCGUAUAAAACAGAGCAUUCUCUUAAUAGAUGACGGACUCGACGAGUUUGCGGAAUGGGCACAGGAUCCCGA
This is a messenger RNA of Meyerozyma guilliermondii ATCC 6260, 602 nucleotides long. RefSeq lists its product as uncharacterized. Gene Ontology annotation, biological process: regulation of cell cycle. The transcript has a single exon. Lineage: Eukaryota; Fungi; Ascomycota; Pichiomycetes; Serinales; Debaryomycetaceae. Gene Ontology annotation, cellular component: nucleus. The record is from RefSeq and is a predicted model, not a curated record. The annotation marks the transcript as partial.